This is a messenger RNA of Melanaphis sacchari, 1472 nucleotides long. Its product is annotated as zinc finger Ran-binding domain-containing protein 2. The transcript is spliced from 2 exons. Gene Ontology annotation, molecular function: lipopolysaccharide binding; RNA binding. Bases 519 to 1211 code for a protein of 230 amino acids. Gene Ontology annotation, biological process: RNA processing. The record is from RefSeq and is a predicted model, not a curated record. Lineage: Eukaryota; Metazoa; Arthropoda; Insecta; Hemiptera; Aphididae.
GGUGCACUACCGAGUACCAUCACUGAUUUUUUUUUCCUAAUUUUAAUUUGUCUACUAUAAAAUUAUGAUACUUUAGGUCUUAUAAAUUAAGAACAAUUAUAAUGUAAUGUUACUGUUCACGAUUAACAAACAAAAUAAUACGUCAACAUCGUAGUCAUUUGGUUGGUUUAAAAUCGUCCUCUGUAUGUUUUAUAAAUGUACGUAACUGAAAUUUAAUUUAGUUUUAAUUCGUUCGCGAUCACAUUAUUUUUAUUACUGCAACCCAUGUUACAUAUACGUCUUUAAUAUACCGUUUGUAUGUGCAUUUAUUAUAUCAAUUUUGUGUAAUUUAUGAAUAUAUAUUUACGCAAGUAAGUAAAUCGAACUCAAGAUCUUGCUUUCGGCAAUAAUAAUAAUUGGUAUGCUCAAGAAAUAAUUUCUACAAAUUACAUGCUUACACUAUUACUAUGAUGUGCAGCAGAUAAUUUCAUUAAGUAUCGGCUAAUUUGUAAUAUUUGGUAAAGACAGAUUUUUUUCAAAUGUCUAGUGAUAUGUCUUCGAAUGCGGAGGAUUUGCCAUUAGAUGCUGGUAAAGCAUUUCGCAUGAGUGAAGGUGAUUGGGUCUGUCCAAACACUCAAUGCGCAAAUAUUAAUUUUGCUCGUCGCACCCAUUGUAAUAGAUGUAAUAAGGAACGUGAAGACUUACCAGUCAAGAAAAAAGCUGGUGCUGAAAUUGGUAAGGCAGCUGCUGAAAAGAGUAAAGGUCUGUUUUCAGCUGAUGACUGGCAAUGUAGUAAGUGUGGCAAUGUGAAUUGGGCACGUCGAUCUCAAUGUAAUAUGUGUAAUGCACCUAAAUUUGCUGAUCCAGAAGAACGUACUGGUUAUGGAGGUGGUUACAAUGAUAGAGGAGUUGUUGAGUAUGUUAAACGAGAAGAGUCAGAUGAUGAGUAUGAUGAAUUCGGACGAAAGAAAAAAAAACAAAAAAGAGGUAGUGGUUCUAUAAGCGAGGAUUCCAAUAGUCAAAAUGGUAAAGAAGAUAACAACGAUAGAGGAAAAAAUAAAACAUGGUCAAAUGCUAUUAUUGAAAAUGAUGAUGAUGAUGAUGAUGAAGAAGACGAUGAUGAUGAUGAUGAUGAAGAUGGAGAUCUUUCAAAAUAUGAUUUGUCUGAAUGGGAUGACUUAGCAGCCCAAGCCAAAAGAGAUAGAUCAAGAUCUAGAUCACCAUUAAAAUAGUUAUGAUUUAAAUAUUUUUUUAAGUUAUGGUUAUUUACAACGUUAUUGACCAGUCUACAAUCAAUAUUUUCCAAUAAAUCAACCAUACCACAAAUCAAUUUAGUAAUUAGAUCAUAUGUUUAUCUGACAUUUUAUUUAUUUUGAACACUAUCAAUUUAUAUUUAACCGUUAAAUAUUUUUAUUUUACAUGAUUAUAUAAUAAUUAAUGUAAUGUAUGCAUAAAAAGCCAAAAUACUAAAACUAUGUCAUUAAAAUAAGUUG